Molecule: messenger RNA, 2837 nt
Organism: Elgaria multicarinata webbii
Lineage: Eukaryota; Metazoa; Chordata; Lepidosauria; Squamata; Anguidae
Gene: MMP24
Product: matrix metallopeptidase 24
Exons: 9
Coding region: 9-1823 (604 amino acids)
Biological process (GO): collagen catabolic process; extracellular matrix organization; proteolysis
Cellular component (GO): extracellular matrix
Molecular function (GO): metalloendopeptidase activity; zinc ion binding
Source: RefSeq, a predicted model, not a curated record
GUGCAGGGAUGGGCCCCGCUAUGGAGCGGAGGCAGCGGGGAUGCCGCGGAGCUCCAGCCUGGGGGUGCCGCCGCCUGCUGCCCCUCCUCAGCGCCCUGCUCUGCGCUUCUGGGGACACCAGCGUUGGCCCGAGCUGGUUAAAAACUUAUGGUUAUCUGCUUCCUUCUGACACACGAAUGUCUGCUCUGCACUCAGGAAAAGUUAUGCAGUCUGCAGUCACCACUAUGCAGCAGUUUUAUGGCAUCCCGGUUACAGGAGUGUUGGACCAGACCACUAUUGAGUGGAUGAAGAAGCCUCGUUGUGGUGUUCCUGAUCACCCCCAUCUAAGCCAUAGACGAAGGAAUAAGCGAUAUGCACUAACUGGACAAAAAUGGAGGCAGAAGCAUAUCACAUACAGUGUACACAACUACACCCCCAAGGUUGGAGAGCUUGAUACAAGGAAAGCCAUUCGGCAAGCAUUUGAUGUUUGGCAGAGGGUGACUCCGCUGUCCUUUGAAGAAGUUCCUUACCAUGAAGUUAAAAGUGACAGAAAAGAGGCAGAUAUUAUGAUAUUUUUUGCUUCCGGUUUCCAUGGCGACAGUUCUCCUUUUGAUGGAGAGGGUGGAUUCCUAGCCCACGCUUAUUUUCCUGGACCAGGAAUAGGAGGUGAUACUCAUUUUGACUCAGAUGAACCGUGGACACUGGGGAAUUCUAACCAUGAUGGAAAUGACCUCUUUCUGGUUGCGGUGCAUGAAUUGGGUCAUGCGCUAGGCCUCGAGCACUCCAAUGACCCCAGUGCCAUCAUGGCUCCUUUUUAUCAGUAUAUGGAAACACACAACUUUAAAUUACCGCAGGAUGACCUCCAAGGAAUUCAGAAGAUCUAUGGUCCACCAGCUGAGCCACUGGAGCCCACCAGACCUUUACCAACCCUUCCUGUACGUAGAAUCCAUUCCACUUCAGAAAGAAAGCAUGACAGGCAUUCAAGACCUCCCAGACCUCCAUUAGGGGACAGGCCUUCUGCUCCAGGCAGUAAACCCAACAUAUGUGAUGGGAACUUCAAUACCGUGGCAUUGUUCAGAGGAGAAAUGUUUGUUUUUAAGGACCGCUGGUUUUGGCGUCUCCGUAACAAUCGUGUGCAAGAAGGAUACCCCAUGCAGAUUGAACAGUUCUGGAAAGGGCUCCCUGCAAAAAUUGAUGCUGCCUAUGAAAGAUCUGAUGGAAAAUUUGUUUUCUUUAAAGGAGAUAAAUACUGGGUUUUUAAGGAGGUGACGGCAGAGCCAGGGUACCCACAUAGCCUGGUGGAGCUGGGCAACUGUCUUCCCCGGGAAGGGAUUGACACAGCUUUACGGUGGGAACCUGUAGGCAAAACAUAUUUCUUCAAAGGAGACCGAUAUUGGAGGUAUAAUGAAGACAAGAGAGCAACAGAUCCAGGCUAUCCCAAACCCAUCACUGUAUGGAAAGGGAUCCCUCAAUCUCCACAAGGAGCUUUUGUCAGCAAAGAAGGCUUUUAUACCUACUUUUAUAAAGGUAAGGAAUACUGGAAGUUCGAUAACCAGAGGCUGACUGUGGAGCCAGGAUACCCCAGGUCAAUCCUCAAAGACUGGAUGGGAUGCAACCAAAAGGAGGUUGAACGAAGCAAAGACCGGCGCCUCUCUCAUGACGAUGUGGAUAUUAUGGUGACUAUAAAUGAUGUGCCUAGCACCGUCAAUGCAAUUGCAGUUGUGAUCCCCUGCAUUUUAUCUCUGUGUAUCCUUGUCCUGGUAUACACAAUCUUCCAGUUCAAGAACAAAGAGGUCCAGCAAAGUGUGACCUACUACAGACGACCUGUCCAAGAAUGGGUAUGACAGGCUCAGCAGCUCAUUUGGAUCCACAUGACGACAGUGAUGGGCUGCAGACAUUUAAAAAAAGGGGAAUCGAAGGAUAGCCUGCCAAACAAACAAGCCAACGCAAAACUCUUCAAGAGAUUAGAUGAGUCAGAUAGAAUUCUGGGACUAAAAGAACGAAAACAAAAACCAACUAAACCCAGGUGGCCUUGCACGGUAGAGCCGCUUUCCUUCUGACUGACUGCCUCAGUGCCGUGUAUGUCUCGGUGUGACAUUUUUCACCAACCCACUCAGUGAGUGUCGGAGACCUCAAGAGGAGUUUGCUUCAACCUUUUUUCAAUUCACCUGAGCAAUCUUCUUCAGUGCCCUCUUUUAAACCCAGCAUUUGCCAGUGUAGCCAACCACCACUCAACGAGUUUUUUUUCUACACUUGUCUCAUUAAAAAAAAGGUAAUUCUGUGGGACACAAAAGGAAUACUUCAGUACCUUCUGAGGAAGACAUUCUGAGGCUGAAUCAUUCUGAAAGAUUUAAUUUAUUACAGGAACCAGGCAAUUACCUGGAUACCAUUUUUCCAAUACCUGCUGGUCAGAUGUUUUGUACAUUCAUGGUAAUUAGCUGAUGUUCCCACUCUGCAACAGCAGAUACACAUAAAGAGCUCUUAGGAGGUAAUUCUGUGUAGACCACAACUUCAAACAGCUCUAAAGCCAGAUCAAAUCACAACAGCAAGUAACAGUACUGAAAUUCUGAAUUCAACCAUAGUCUGCAAGACUACGCAAUUGGUUCAAACACUAAUAAAGUGAAUGCAGACCUUAAUACUCUUGUUUUUAAGAACCUGUCAUGUAAUUAAUAUUUAAAUGUCAUAUUACCACAAUUUUAAGUUGGCAACAAUAAAUUAAUUGUUACCAUUAUAAGAUUAAAUAUAAGUUCUCUGAUAUUUUCAUUUGUUUGCACCGGGAAAAGUGGUGUGUAUGUUAGGAUGUGGACAUUUCUUCAGUGACAUUGAAAUGAGAAUUUUAUUCAUAGUAAUGAAGUUUA